AUGACAUCCAGAAACCUCAACAAGACCUGGCGCGACGUUAUCUUUGAACAGUACGAAGCAGACCACGCAGCUGACGUCCUCUUCCCCAUCACCUACUUAAUCAAUGCCAAGGAGUGGAAAAAAGAUAUAUUUAUUGAGAUUCCCACCAAGAUCGACGUGCCCGUUUUCCGUCAAGCCCUCCUCCACGCCGUUCGGUCAAGACUCCGUCUAGACGACCCGGCAUACGAAGACGAACUAAUCAAGAUCCGAGCACGGGUUUCUGGUCGUCGAGAUGAUGAUGUUCCCGCGCAAGAUGUCACUGGCCAGCCUGAGUCUAGUACUGCUGGCAACGGCGGCUAA
Molecule: messenger RNA, 339 nt
Organism: Fusarium sp. VM40
Lineage: Eukaryota; Fungi; Ascomycota; Sordariomycetes; Hypocreales; Nectriaceae
Source: the annotation of a GenBank genome assembly